Messenger RNA from Scedosporium apiospermum, 1446 nucleotides. Its product is annotated as 3-beta hydroxysteroid dehydrogenase isomerase family. Gene Ontology annotation, molecular function: 3-beta-hydroxy-Delta5-steroid dehydrogenase (NAD+) activity; 3-beta-hydroxysteroid dehydrogenase [NAD(P)+]/C4-decarboxylase activity. The coding region runs from base 1 to 1446 and encodes 481 amino acids. The record is from RefSeq and is a predicted model, not a curated record. Gene Ontology annotation, cellular component: endoplasmic reticulum. Gene Ontology annotation, biological process: ergosterol biosynthetic process. The transcript is spliced from 2 exons. NCBI's taxonomy places the organism in Eukaryota, Fungi, Ascomycota, Sordariomycetes, Microascales, Microascaceae.
AUGGCGGCGCUAAUCCCCACCCUUUUCGGGGGCGUCGCCGCGGCCGCGGUGGCCUUCGUCCUAUGGCUCGUCAAGAUCAACCGCAUCAUGCGCACCACGCCCGCCGAGGCCCUCAAGAUCUCCCCGAAUCGCUGGACCAAGGAAGAAAUCGUCGAGACCUACCGCCGCAUCGAGAAGAGCCCGCUCGACUGGACACCCCACCUACCACCCAAGCUAGAUCGGAGAUACAUCGUCGUCGGCGGAUCGGGUCUCGUCGGUAGCGCUCUCGUCCUCCAACUCCUCGCCCGCGGCCAAGACCCCUCCACAAUCCGCAUAAUCGACUUCCGCCGCCCCAUCCGCCCGGAUCUCCUCUCCGGCCCCGGCGCCAACGUCGACGUCACCCUCGCCGACAUCACCUCCGCCGAAGCCACCUCCGCCGCCUACUCGAAGCCCUGGCCCGAGUCCGUCACCUCGCGCAACCUACCCCUCACGGUCUUCCACAUCGCCGCCAUAAUCAGUCCCUCCGAGCGCCAUCCGCUCGUCUACAACCGCUGCGCCGUCGUCAACGUCGAUGGCACCGCCAACUCUAUAGCCGCCGCUCGCGCGGCCGGCGCGGAUAUCUUCGUCGCCACCUCGAGCUCCAGCGUCGGCCAGCACCCCGUCGACUUUUUUCUCGCGCCCUGGGAGAGCGAGCCCCGCGGUUACAUGCAAGUCCUUACCGAGGAGGACUUCUAUAAGCCCAUCCGUCCGCCGAGCCAGUUCUUCGGGAACUACGCCUUUUCCAAAGCCGUCGGCGAACGCCUCGUCUGCGACGCGAACGAGUUCCCUCCCGAAGGUGCCGACCUCUCCCGUCCCGGCGGCUUCCGCACCGGCAUCAUCCGUCCGGGAAGCCCCAUCUACGGCGGACCCCAAGACCCCGUCCUCGGUCUCCUCCUGAAGCAAAAGGGUCCUUCGCCGACCUUCAGCGCUCCCUGGAUGCAAAACUGGGUCAACAGCUCCAACGUCGCGAUGGCGCAUCUCCUCUACGAGCAGCGCCUUCUGUCCCCGCAAGGCCGCGCCCUGGCCGCUCGUCCCUUCCUCGUCACGGAUGCGGGUCCGCCGCCCAUCUUCGAGGACUACUAUACCCUCGCCCGCAUCACCGUGGCUAAGAACCCUCCGGUCAUUCAGUAUCCUCCCCCGGUCCUCCUUUUGGUUCUCGCUCAGCUGGUUGAGUGGUAUUGCGUCCUCUUGUGGCGGUUCCCCUUCUUGAAUCGUGUCUUCUCCGAGCCUGGCUUCCCCCUUUACUGGUUACAGCCUGCCUGUUUCAGUGCUUCUAUAAACCUCAUCAUUGAUGAUUCGGCGGCGAGGAGGUCACCGGAGCAGGGUGGUCUGGGCUACAAGCCGCUGUGCACGACCAUGGAGGGAAUGUGUAUGCAGGUCCAUAACUGGAAUGAAACGUAUAGCAAGGCUGAGGGUGAGGGUAAGUGA